AUGGCCCCAGGACCCAACCUCGCCAUCCUGGCCCACGAAAACACCCAUCCAAACACAGACCCACUACCCUCCAAAACAGCUUCAACAAAACCCAAGCCCACGACAACUACACAGAAAGGAACCAAAGUCCUCCACCCAUCUCUAAUAACAACCGAAUUCGACCUCCUCCGCUUCUCAGCCGCGGCAGCACAACAGCUCUCCACUCCCACGCAUGUCCUAACCAACCAAAACGACGAAAGCAACACUGAAGACCUCUACUCCCCCCUCCUCAUCUCCUCUCCCUACAACAGCCCUUCCCACUACCUCGACCUCACAACGCUCACCACACCCUCCCUGAUCUUCGCAAAAGCCCUAACGGCCCUCAAACCCCUCCGCGAAGACUACGCCACAGCGCCCUACACUUCCUCGCUAAACUUCUCAUCCACCAUCCUCCCCCUCGUCCGGGAACUAGCGGCCGCCGAGCGCUUCGAGUGGAAAGAGCAGAGUUUCUAUGUCGUGAUUUUCCGCUCGAAACUGCAGGACGGCAUCGAUGGCGAGUGGCUCUACAAGCUCGAUUUCGAGAGCCACAGGGAGGCUUGUGAGAGUGGCGGGCUGUUGAAGUACUGGUUUGGAAAGGCAGAUGCAGGAAGGAGGAAUCUAGCAACUUGUUUCUGGCACUCGCGCGAUGAUGCUCGGAAAGGUGGUUUGGGGCCCUGGCAUGCAAAAGCCAGAGCUGCUGGAAGGUCGCUGUACGAGUACAUCAACUUCUCAACACACUGGUUCACGAUCUUAGAUGGCGCCGAGGACUUCCGGUUCGAGGACUGGACGGAGUGAUAGAGUAAUGCGGCGGCGGCGGGUUUCUAGCCUGUGAUGGUGGAGAAUGCGUCGGAUCGUGGGGGUAGGGAGGUGUGACGAUGAGCUUUCGCAGGGGCAAUGGUAAUGAAUGUUCGAAAUGGCUCUGGAACUCGAAAUUUCUUUUUCGGCGUCUCACUGCCUGUCGGUACGACGAUGUCAGGUCGUAACUCGGUUCUCGAAAAUCCUCUGCAUUGGAGUUUGGAGUAUGGAGUAAAAGUGGAAUUGAUAUCUUGUACGUUGGAUUGACGGUUUC
Messenger RNA from Periconia digitata, 1087 nucleotides. The record is from the annotation of a GenBank genome assembly. NCBI's taxonomy places the organism in Eukaryota, Fungi, Ascomycota, Dothideomycetes, Pleosporales, Periconiaceae.